AGUUUCCUAGUUUCCUAGUUUCCUAGUGUCCUAGUUUCCUAGUGUCCUAGUUUCCAUAGCUCGAGCAUGGCUUGCUUCCCUUAGUCAGUCUCUCAGUCUCUCCAGAGUGGCUUAGUGGCCAUAUCGCAGGAGGAAUGUCACACCCUUUGGGUCCAUCAACAUACCAAUCACAUCGAGGAAUCUAUAGCUAGCCCGAUAAAUCACCCGAAAACACACGCCAUCUUGCCGGACCCGCUUCCAUUCAAGGGACCUCGUCUGGAACCACCCACCACCACCGCCCACUGCCACCACACCACACUUAUUACCUAGCAUCCCACGCUUAGGAAGAAGUACACAAUGAAAAAAGCAGCCAGCACUGGUACAACAAACCAGUCCAGAGAAUUAAUAAAUUUAGUAAAAUAAAAUAAAAUUAAAUGAAAUAAAACAAAAUAAAAAAUUCACUUACUUCUUAAAUCUAAAUCUGGCCGAUCUCCGUAGUCGCUGCUCUUACUCAAUUCCAAUAUUCAUUCAGCUGUUCCUUUCCAACCCACCCCUCCCCUCCCUCCUCAUAGAAUUUCUAUUUCAUUCUCCAAAAAGAAUUAAGAAUCUCCGAUUCAUUUGAACCAUCUUCCCCUCCGCAAAACAGCAAAGGAAACUUGAGAAAGUUAGAAUAUAGAUUCCAUCUUUCCAUUUUAAUUUCACUUCCCUCUUUUCGAACAGAAUUGAAAUCUUGGUGGUUUCAAUUAUUCGACCAUUUUUCUUGCGUUCCAUUGAAAGAAUACCCCUUUGUAAACUCAUCAAUUUUCAUACCUCAAAAUGUCUGCCAAAGCUAUCACCGAGGCCGACGGAAAGGCUAUCCUCAACUAUCACCUCACCAGAGCUCCCGUCAUCAAGCCAUCUCCUCUCCCAAAAUCUGCCACUCACAACCCUCCCUCGAAGCUUGCUUCUUUAUAUUUCCCAGUCGACGCUGAGGUCUCAUCAAUCCUCGAUCAAGCAGAAACCUUAUACCCAUGGCUCCUUGUUCCAGGUUCCAAAUUCGUCGCAAAGCCUGAUCAGUUGAUUAAGAGAAGAGGCAAGAGUGGUCUUCUUGCAUUGAACAAGACAUGGCCAGAAGCAAAGGCAUGGAUUGCUGAGAGAGCAGGAAAGCCAGUCACAGUUGAAACUACUGUGGGAACUCUCCGUCAAUUUUUGGUAGAGCCAUUCGUACCACAUCCAGACGGAACCGAAUAUUAUAUCAACAUCAACUCCCAAAGAGAGGGUGAUUGGAUUCUUUUCACACACGAGGGAGGUGUCGAUGUUGGUGAUGUCGAUGCAAAGGCCGAAAAAUUGUUGAUUCCAGUCGAUCUUGCCGAAUACCCUUCAAAUGAAGAAAUCGCUGCAGGACUUCUCAAGAAAGUUCCACAAGGUGUACACAAUGUUCUUGUCGACUUCAUCACCAGAUUAUAUGCUGUUUACGUCGACUGUCAAUUCACAUACCUUGAGAUUAACCCAUUGGUCGUCAUUCCUAACGCUGAAGGUACCUCUGCUGAAGUACACUUCUUGGAUUUGGCUGCUAAGAUUGAUCAAACUGCCGAGUUUGAGUGUGGUGUCAAAUGGGCUAUUGCACGCUCGCCUGCUGCUCUCGGUAUGGCCGCUGUUAAGGCAGCUGAUGGAAAGGUUAACAUUGAUGCUGGUCCACCAAUGGAGUUCCCAGCUCCAUUCGGUCGUGAAUUGACCAAGGAGGAAGCAUACAUUGCUGAACUUGAUGCCAAGACUGGUGCAUCCCUCAAGCUCACAAUUUUGAAUGCCAACGGUAGAGUUUGGACUUUGGUUGCCGGUGGUGGUGCUUCCGUCGUUUAUGCCGAUGCUAUCGCCAGUUCUGGAUUUGCUGAUGAGCUUGCCAAUUAUGGUGAAUACUCUGGUGCACCAACCGAAACCCAAACUUUCCACUACGCUCGUACUGUCCUUGACCUCAUGCUUCGUUCACCAAUUACUCCAGAAGGCAAGGUUCUUUUCAUUGGUGGUGGUAUUGCCAACUUCACCAAUGUCGCUUCAACAUUCAAGGGUGUUAUUCGCGCCAUUAGAGAAGUCAGCAACUUAUUGAUCGAGCACAAGGUUCAAAUCUGGGUUAGACGUGCUGGACCUAACUACCAAGAAGGAUUAAAGAACAUCAAGGCAGUUGGACAAGAAUUGAAGCUUGAUAUGCACGUUUAUGGACCAGAUAUGCAUGUUAGUGGUAUUGUUCCUUUGGCUUUGGUUCCAGGACGUCUUGCAGAGAGUAAGAUUAAGGAAUUCACUGGUUAAAUUUGGGAAGAGAUGAGACAUGAACAUUUUUGACAUUCUUCUUCGAGGGCAUUUUUGUUUGGCUAUUCCAAGCAAAGGUAGCACAAUGGCGUACAAAGCUUGCUUAAGAAAUUAACAAAUAGAUACUCGUAAUUGUGACCAUUUUUCUAGUCUUAA
This is a messenger RNA of Botrytis deweyae, 2418 nucleotides long. RefSeq lists its product as uncharacterized. Gene Ontology annotation, biological process: tricarboxylic acid cycle; succinyl-CoA metabolic process. Lineage: Eukaryota; Fungi; Ascomycota; Leotiomycetes; Helotiales; Sclerotiniaceae. The coding region runs from base 796 to 2262 and encodes 488 amino acids. The record is from RefSeq and is a predicted model, not a curated record. The transcript is spliced from 3 exons. Gene Ontology annotation, cellular component: succinate-CoA ligase complex. Gene Ontology annotation, molecular function: succinate-CoA ligase (ADP-forming) activity.